Molecule: messenger RNA, 972 nt
Organism: Condylostylus longicornis
Lineage: Eukaryota; Metazoa; Arthropoda; Insecta; Diptera; Dolichopodidae
Gene: Sod1
Product: superoxide dismutase [Cu-Zn]
Exons: 2
Coding region: 195-644 (149 amino acids)
Biological process (GO): removal of superoxide radicals
Molecular function (GO): copper ion binding; superoxide dismutase activity
Source: RefSeq, a predicted model, not a curated record
UAAGGACAGAUCUCUAGCACAUUUUUGAAAACUUGAAAAAAAUCAUCAUUUUGCUAUUUGCCUAAAAAUUUUAGCAAAUUUUAUUAGCAAGGAAACUUUUGUGUGGAAAAGACCACUUUGUCGAAUCCUCACAGUUUACACCUUAUACUCAUUGUUUUACUCAAAAAAAAAAGUAAAGUAUACCUACAUCAAAAAUGGUUAAAGCGGUGUGUGUUGUUGCUGGGGAUGCAAAUGGUCAUGUUUUCUUCGAACAAAAUGGUGAUAAAGUUCAUGUAACUGGCGAAUUAAAAGGACUUAAACCAGGUCAACACGGUUUUCAUGUACACGAAUUUGGUGACAAUACAAAUGGUUGUACAUCAGCCGGAGCACAUUUUAAUCCACAUGGUAAAACUCAUGGUGCACCAACAGCUGAAGAAAGGCACGUUGGAGAUUUAGGCAAUGUAACUGCAGGCGAUGAUGGUAUUGCAAAAAUCGAUAUAUCUGAUAAAUUAAUUUCAUUGAGCGGUGAACAUAGUAUUAUUGGAAGAACAUUAGUUGUUCACGCUGAUGUAGAUGAUUUGGGAGUUGGGGGCCACGAAUUGAGCAAAACAACUGGUAAUGCUGGUGCCCGUCUUGGGUGUGGUGUCAUUGGUCUAACCAAAUAAAAUUUUGAAAAGAGAUUUCAAUUUAAAGAAUAUAAGCCAAGAAAUGACACAAAUAUAUUGUUAUCAAUUUUUAAAAAAUUAGAGGUGUUCUUGGAAAAAAAUAGAAAAGAUAGUCUGCUAAUUCUUUAUAGAAGUAACAUUCAUCACUAUUGUUCUAAACAAGUUUAUAUUUUUUUAAUUUUUGUUGUAUAUUUCAUUUUAUUAAAGUUACAUUUGGUAACAAGAUGUAAAACAUUUCACCUUUAUCCUUAGAAUAUUUUUUUAAAUUUUAUUAAAUUGGUGUAAAGCAAAGACUAAAUUUAAUAUAAGCUGGGGCUUACCAAUUAAA